AAAGAGUGUAGCCACCUCCUUAUAUUUGAAACCUGCUUAAAGUUCUUAGCGCUGGAUAAUGCAAAAGUUCUAAACUUUAAUUUCCAGCCCAAAGAUCUUAGCAACUGAUAAAUCCCCCUCCACUUAAGCAACAUUAAACUCCUCGAGAUUCUUUCAAAUUUCGGCUCCAACUUGGCAUUUUUAAAAAUACCACCCAUCACCAUUGAAUAUUACAAAAGCCUUGAUAAAAAGAAAAUGUUUUUCUCACUGAUACAGACGCUGGUCUGUGUGCUGCUGGUCAAUGGUGGUCUCUAUGCCCUGCAUUUAACAGGUUCCGGUUCCGGCUCCGGCCCCUCGGCGAAUGCCAACGGUGGCAGUUCGCCGCUUAACGCCAAUGGCCAUAGUUCCUCUGCUGCCUCUUCCUCACUGCAUUUGUCGUCGUCUGGCGGCGCUUCAGCGGGGGCUGGCAAAAAUCCCUCUUCCAAUCCCUUUCAGUUGGCCGAUUUGGCCCAGCGUGAACGUGAGCGUCUAAUGACCAUAGGCUUGGCCAAACAAACGGCCGAAGAGUCGGGCUAUCAUGGACGUCCCGUUAUAACGGGCCGCAUAAAAAUGCAUCCUGUCGAUGAUAUGGACUCCGAUUAUGCCAAUUGGUUGAAUGCCCAGGCUCGCAAUGUCAUGUUUGGCAGUGUGGUCAAACAGCCUUCGGCUCCUUUGCUGGAAGGCGAGGAGGGGGACUAUAAUGAUGGUGAAUUGGCCUUGAACUAUGAGCUGCGUAGACCCACCAAAUAUGAAUAUGGUCGAGUGGUGCAACCACCAGCCAUGGAAAGGGAAUUCGAAAGUCCCCACACUUUGGAUAUGGAUGAUUUUAUGGAAUUGGAAACGGCUGCCGAUGAGGAAGAUGUCUUUCCUGAUUUAGAUGGCUAUGCCUAUUUGGAGGAUUUGGCGGUGGAAGAGAAUAAGGAAAGGCUGCAACAUCAAAAUGUUCCUCAAUUUCCAGGCUUCAGACAACAACAGCAACAACACCAUUUAAUGUCGCCCCACAGCAAUCCCUAUGGCCAUGCCUAUCAGACCCAAGAGCAUAUGCAAAUGGGCCUGCCCCAGGCUUUGGAGGAGAUAUUGGAAAAGGAGCAACAACAGCAUCAUCAUAUGCAACAGCAGCAGCAGCAACAGCAGCAGCACCAGCAGCAACAUCAAUUCAAUCCCAAAUAUCGCAAUAACAUAAAGCUGCAGCAGAAAUGGGCACGCAAAAGGGCCCAACAGCAACAAUUGCCCCGCAAUAUCUUUGGCCAAAAGAACAAACCAACCCAGCAACAGCAACACUUCUUCAAGACACUCAAUUCCAAUAAACUGUCUUUGGCCAAUUCGGAGGCCACCGCCACCAGCAAGGUGCACAAUACCAAUUUGAAUGAGUUUCAACAAGCCUCAUCAUCCUCCUCCAGUUCGUCCUCUGGCAAGGAUUCCCCUAAGGAUAAUGACAAAAUCAAAGCAAAUGGCCCACAGGCAGAAAAAUCCUCCUCCAACAUAGUCUCAGCCAUAGGGGAACAACAAAAACCCGAUCAACUUUUACAUCCUUCGAAUCACAAGCGUUCCGGCAGCAGCAGCUCAGCAACAGGAGGUGGCGGAGGUUUGACCUCCUCCUCAGCAGCGGCCAUAGCCUCGGUUACCUCACCCCACAGCUUGGCCAAUCAAUUAAUGUUACGCUCAGCGCGUGGACAAAGGCAAUAUGAUGUGCCACAAAUUGAAUGUCCCACAGCCAUGGAUGGCAUGGAACGUUUUGCAUGUCCGACACCGGAUGUGCAGGGCAGAUAUCGUUGCAUAGACGAUCAUGUGCUUUGCGACGGCUUCAUCGAUUGUCCCGAAGGUGAAGAUGAAGAUAGAAGAUCGUGUAUGUUCUACAAGACGACGAAAGCACAUCUGGAUGUACUGGCCGAUGCGUUACUAAGAUGGGCCCGAGGCCGCUAGGUCUAAGUAGCGUCAUAAACCUGUAAAGGAUAGCAAAAAAGCACAGCAACGUAUGAACUAACCUCCGUCACUCAUUAGCAGCACGACAAGCAAUCGAUAUACACAUCAUAGUGGACAGAAAUCUCCAACAGAACUACUAUACGAAAAAAACCAAAAAAAAAACCAAAAAAAACCAACAACAACAAUCCUGUGCAAUAUUUCAUUGAAAUACAUACUCUCUGUCAAUUUCGAGUAAAGAAGUAGAAGGCGUAAAAACAAUAACAAACAAACCCGAUACCAAAAAUCAACAAUUGGCAGCUUCCCCUCCUACAAAAAUAUAAAGCAAUCAGGUAAUACUAAAUAAUAACAACAAAAAGAAAACUCCCACACGCCCCAACACUUGCAAAAACACACAAAAUAGUGAUAAAUAUAACAGAACAGAAAUUCUUCAGACAAAAUUUAGAAAUUUUUAAAAAUAUUUUUGUUUAAAAAAAAUUCCACAAAAAAAAAAACCAAAAUUCCCUAAAUCCAAAAAAAUAAAGAAAAGAACAACAUCCAAAAGAAAAUCCUAUAACAAACAAACUGCAGUAUGUAAGAAAAGAAGGUGGUGGUAAGAUGAAUAUACCAAAGAGUAUGUAUGUAUAAAGAAUGAUUAAAAUUAAGCAAAAGUUGAAAAAAAAAACACAGAUGAAAAGCAAAUUCAA
Molecule: messenger RNA, 2624 nt
Organism: Stomoxys calcitrans (stable fly)
Lineage: Eukaryota; Metazoa; Arthropoda; Insecta; Diptera; Muscidae
Gene: jeb
Product: LIM and SH3 domain protein Lasp
Exons: 3
Coding region: 235-1941 (568 amino acids)
Biological process (GO): positive regulation of MAPK cascade
Cellular component (GO): terminal bouton
Molecular function (GO): protein binding; transmembrane receptor protein tyrosine kinase activator activity
Source: RefSeq, a predicted model, not a curated record